Molecule: messenger RNA, 333 nt
Organism: Staurois parvus
Lineage: Eukaryota; Metazoa; Chordata; Amphibia; Anura; Ranidae
Source: the annotation of a GenBank genome assembly
AUGUGAUCAGCUGUGUCCAAUCACAGCAUUUCUCAUGUCCUCUCGAGCUGUCACGUUGACAGCUCGAGAGGAGAGCUGGGCACUGAUGAUCAGUGUGCCCUGAUGAUCAGUGUAGCGCCAGCAGUGCCAACUGUCAGUGUCCAUCAGUGCCACCUGCCAGUGCCCAUCAGUGCCACAUCAAUGCCACAUAUCAGUGCCUACCAGUGCACAUCAAUGCCACAUAUCAGUGUCCAUCUGAGCUGCCUUUCAGCGUCACCCAUCAGUGCCAGUCAGUGCCACUUAUCAGUGCUGCCAAUCAGUGCCGCCUAUCAGUGCGCAUCAGUGCCGCCUAUC